This is a messenger RNA of Psammomys obesus (fat sand rat), 2711 nucleotides long. It is a transcript of the gene Kif4a, whose product is annotated as kinesin family member 4A. The record is from RefSeq and is a predicted model, not a curated record. The transcript has 22 exons. Gene Ontology annotation, biological process: microtubule-based movement; mitotic spindle organization. NCBI's taxonomy places the organism in Eukaryota, Metazoa, Chordata, Mammalia, Rodentia, Muridae. Gene Ontology annotation, molecular function: microtubule motor activity; ATP binding; microtubule binding. The coding region runs from base 159 to 2711 and encodes 850 amino acids.
GGCACCGUGGUCGCUCAGCUUCUGCCUUUCUGGCACUUUAGGGCUUUGGCUCAAGGUCUUCUACUGCCCGAAAAGGACCUUUUGUCUCCUGCCAGCCUCCGGAGGCUCCCGGGAGCCAGCUUCACUCCUCACGGACACGUGCUGAAUGAGCUAGUACCAUGAAAGGAGAGGAGAAGGGAAUUCCUGUAAGAGUGGCACUGCGUUGUCGGCCCCUGGUCUCAAAGGAGAUUAGUGAGGGCUGCCAGACAUGCCUUUCCUUCGUGCCUGGAGAGCCUCAGGUCGUGGUUGGUACUGAUAAAUCAUUUACCUACGAUUUUGUGUUUGACCCCUCUACUGAACAAGAAGAGGUCUUUAAUACAGCAGUAGCUCCACUCAUAAAAGACAUUUUUAAAGGAUAUAAUGCAACUGUCCUGGCCUAUGGACAGACCGGAUCUGGAAAAACCUAUUCAAUGGGAGGUGCAUACAGUGCUGAGCAAGAACAUGAAUCAACUAUUGGGGUCAUUCCCAGGGUAAUACAACUUCUCUUCAAAGAAAUUAAUAAAAAGAAUGACUUCACAUUUAGUCUGAAAGUGUCUUACUUGGAGAUAUAUAAUGAAGAAGUUUUGGAUCUUCUAUGUCUGUCUCGUGAGAAAGCUUCUCAAAUAAAUAUCCGGGAGGAUCCUAAGGAAGGCAUAAAGAUUGUGGGUCUCACAGAGAAGACAGUGCUAGUUGCUGCAGACCUUGUUUCGUGUCUAGAGCAGGGUAACAACUCCAGGAGUGUGGCCUCUACAGCUAUGAACUCCCAGUCAUCUCGAUCUCAUGCUAUCUUUACGAUCUCCAUAGAACAAAGGAAGAAAAAUGACAAAAAUAAUAGCUUUCGCUCUAAGCUACAUCUUGUAGACCUUGCUGGGUCUGAAAGACAAAAAAAAACCAAGGCUGAAGGGGAUCGUCUGAGAGAAGGUAUUAAUAUUAACCGAGGCCUUCUUUGUCUCGGAAACGUGAUCAGUGCUCUUGGAGAUGACAAAAAGGGUAACUUUGUGCCCUACAGAGAUUCCAAGCUGACUCGACUGCUUCAAGAUUCUCUAGGAGGCAAUAGUCAUACUCUUAUGAUAGCUUGUGUGAGUCCUGCUGAUUCCAAUCUAGAAGAAACAUUAAAUACCCUUCGGUAUGCUGAUAGAGCAAGAAAAAUCAAGAACAAACCUAUUGUUAAUAUUGAUCCCCAAGCAGCUGAACUUAAUCAUCUUAAAAAACAGGUCCAACAGCUGCAGGUCUUGUUGCUACAAGCCCAUGGAGGUGCCUUGCCUGAAAAUAUAAACAGAGAAUAUAUAUUCAGGGAUCGUAAGAGGCAAUAUGAGCUGUUCAAACUUGAAAGAAACUUCAAGAUACAGUCUAAUGUGCUCAGGCGUAAAACUGAGGAGGCAGCAGCUGCCAACAAACGCCUUAAGGUUGCUCUCCAAAAGCAAAAGGAAGUUGCAGAUAAAUGGAAACAGACUCAAAGCCGUGAGAUGGAAGGCACUGCAGCUCAAAUGAAGAAUUGGCUUGGAAAUGAAAUUGAGGUUAUGGUCAGUACUGAGGAAGCCAAACGCCACCUGAAUGACCUUCUUGAGCAUAGAAAAAUCCUUGCUCAGGAUGUGGCCCAGCUCAAACAAAAACGAGAAUCCGGAGAGAACCCAUCUCCUAAACUCCGAAGGUGCACCUUCUCACUUGAUGAAGUGCCUGUCCAAGAUUCAGAAGCAGAGGAUUCUAUUACAAAGGAGAUUGAAAGCCUAGAGACUGAACUGGAGCUCAGGAGUGCUCAAAUUGCAGACCUUCAGCAAAAGCUCCUGGAUGCUGAAAAUGAAGACAGACCAAAACGACGCUGGGAGAAUAUUGCCACAAUUCUAGAAGCCAAACGUGCCAUAAAGUAUUUAAUUGGAGAGUUGGUGUCCUCCAAAAUACAGGUGAGCAAACUUGAAAGCAGCCUGAAUGAGACCAAAGCCAACUAUAUUGGUGCGCAGAAGAUGCGGUAUGAGGAGAAAAAUCAGUUUGCUGAGAUAGAGACAGAGCUAAAAGCAAAGCUGGUCAAAGUGGAGCAAGAGCACCAAGAAAAGGUGUUGUAUCUUCUCAGCCAGCUGCAGCAAUGCCAAAUGACAGAGAAGCAGCUGGAGGAGUCAGUCAGUGAUAAGGAACAACAGCUGCUGAACACACUGAAGUGUCAGGAUGAAGAGCUUAAGAAGAUGCAAGAAUUAUGUGAGCAAAAUCAGCAGCUUCUCCAAGAAAACAAUGCCAUCAAGCAGAAACUGACCCUCCUCCAAGUAGCCAGAAAAGAGAAACCCUAUCUUAUGAGAAAUGUUCUUCAGUCUCCAGAUUCUUCCUUUGAAUAUAUUCCACCUAAGCCCAAACCUUGCCGUGUUAAAGAAAAAUGUCCAGAGGAAAGCUUUGCCAUUGAGGACCUACAGUGUUCUGUAACUGAGCAGGAGAGUGAUGACAAUGAUGACUAUGCUGAUGAGGAGUGGAUUCCAACAAAAUUAGUCAAGGUGUCCAAGAAGAACACCCAUGGGUGUUCCUGCAAAGGUUGGUGUGGGAACAAGCAAUGUGGAUGCAGAAAGCAAAAGUCAGACUGUAAUGUGGAUUGCAGCUGUGACCCCACAAAGUGUCGGAACCGCCAGCAGAGUCAGCCUUUCAGUCCUCAGGAAUGCACUCCCCACCCCCAACCUCCAGCUUUAGAUGAGAAGCUUCUGGAUGAUUUCUGA